UCCUGUACUUUGCAAAGCUAAAGGGAAGUAAAGAUUUUGCUGGUAAAGCACUUCUCUGUCUGACUGAGUUCAUCAGACAGGAGACUUGUAAGGCACAGCAAUCCAGAGCAUGACCCAGAACCAUUCCAUCAACAGUCCACAGUCUACACGUUUAGAGCCAGCCAUGGAUCCUGAUCUUGAGUUUUCUGGUGGGACAGCGGCGGCCAGUGUCAUCUUGGGCCUGUCAUUCCUGGUGGGGGCCCCUGGGAACCUACUGGUGAUCUGGACCAUCCUUAGGCACCUCAAAAAGUGCUCCCACACUGUGGUGCUCAUUCUCCAUCUGGCUGUAGCAGACCUGCUGGUGCUCAUUACCUUACCCGUGUGGAUUUACUCCUUGGCCCGAUCCUGGGUGUUCGGGGAGGCUUUCUGUAAAGCCACAGUGUAUGUCGUCUAUUCUUGCAUGUAUGGCAGUGUCUUCCUCAUCACCCUCAUGAGCGUUGAGCGUGUCGUCGCCGUGCGACACCCCUUUGCCUCAGUGAAAUGGAGGAAGAAGGGAUCCCUGAAUAAAGUUCUACUAAUCCUGUGGGCUAUGGCCCUCCUUUUCAGUGUUCCAGUCAUUCCAACUCAGGUGGUGCUGGGGGACCCUGGAGAGGAGCAGUGUCUCUACAGAAACUACACCUCAAACGUUGAAGAGGCAGGGAUUGUUCUGCUGGAGACCAUGGUGGGCUUUGUAGGGCCCUUUUUUAUCCUGGUGGUCUCCUACAGCUGUCUCUGUAGCCGCAUUGCACAGAUGAACUUCAAGUCCAAGCGCAAGUCCACAGGCUUGAUUGCCAGUGUGGUGGUGGUGUUUGCCUUAUGCUGGAUGCCACACCACGUGGGCAACAUGCUCUCCCUGAUCAUCCUCGCCAUCCAGGAGUACCACCAUGAGGCUGCAGAUCGUCUAGAGAGUUUCAAAGCCACAAUGACCUUUAUUGCCGGGGCUCUCGCCUUUAUCAGCAGUUCAGUCAACCCGUUGCUUUAUGUGUUUGCGGCACGUUCGUUCCGGAGUUCCCUGAGGGAGACAGGGAUCCAGAAGUUGUUCCGACACAUCUCCAGCACGGCCCCAGGAGAGGGGACUAAAGAACUGUACUUUAUGACCAAAAAACAGAGCAGCUCUCAGAUGCAGAGCAUCAGCUCCCUAUGUAUCACAGAACCCAAGGAGCAAAUGGAUGUACAAUGUGAAAACUGUUCAUCCUGACCUGGUCUGUUCAAUACAUUUCUGAUACCAUUUGUGAGUAAAUUACAAAGUUUGAUUUUUCACACUGUUUCUGUAAAUUUACUUUUAGAAUGACAAUUGUUGAUACCUUAAAUGUAAGUAUUACAUUAACAGUAAGGUCCACAUUCAUCUAUUAUAAUUGUAAUUUCAUAUUAAUUUCAUGGUCAAAUAGUGUUAUUUUCCAUAUGCCAUAGAAUAACAAAUAUUUUCACAGUAUACUUUUAUGUAGUUUUAACUAAUGCUGCAGCUAUUUUAGGAGGGUCUGAAUGUACUAUAGGUAUUCUGCUGCUUCGCGGUUUGUCACUACAUUUAUAUUUUACCAUUGUGAUCUGGAUAGAUUAUAUUUCAUCCAUUGAUUUAGGCUUCAUUAUUGCAACAUAAGAUUUCACCCUUAUCCCAUCAAUAUGAGUUUUAACACUUUCUUGCUGGAUGGUUAGGCAAGAUGGCAUUAAUAUCUGUCGAAAGAAUAACCAUAUACAUUUUAUAUUGGUAACAAAGUUCAAAUUUUACACAUAUUCUGUUAUUGUUUAAAUGAUAAUAUACUUAAAAUCAAUCCAAUAAUUGAAUGCUGAAUUCCCUUACUUUAGAUUACCAGAAAAACAAUUGAACAAAAUAUAAUAUGUGACGAUGGAAUUGAGCUUGUGUCCUCAAACGUUAACAAAUCUCAACAAUGUUUAACUAUUUUCUCAAAUAAGAUAAGUUGAAGACUUUCCUAAAUCUAGAACUACUGUGUGCGCAGCAUUACUGUUUAUUGGUUAUAGCCAUUGGUAAAUGAUCGUACCUUUUGGUAAUAUCUACUGAGGUUGGAAAAUCUAGCAGAAUAGCAUUUCAUUUAAAUGGUUAUGAAGGCCUGGUGAAUCCUGGAGGACUUUUACAUUGAGUACAAACAGGUUGAGGUUAAGUGUUGAAAGUGUCUAGAGCAUAGAGAAAGCUAAUCACGGAGGCUACCAAGAGGCCAACAGCAAAUUUAAAGGACCUGUAGGAAUUUGUGGAAGGAACUGGGCACUCCCUGCAUUUUACAACCAUUGCACACAUUCUCCACAACUCUGAGUUGGGCAGAAGACAUUUCUCACAAAAAAGAACAUCCAAGGCCAUAAUGUAUACAUUUAGCAAACAUUCUAAUUAAAUCUCCCAAAACCAUAUGGCAAAUUGUGUUUUUGUCUCAUGAAAUCAAAUAUAUGUUUGUUGCAAAGCCAACAUGACCCAUCACCUGAAGUAUACAUUACCUACUGUCAAGCAUAAUGGCGGCAGCAUCAUGCAUUUGCCCUGUUUUUCUUAAGUCAGUACAGGGGCUGUCAUUAGGAUACAGUGGACAAUUAAAAGCUCCACAUGUCAUGAUAUUUUGGUGCAUACCAUGAUGCAUUUUUUUGAAAGAAAAGCUGAAGGUCAGAAAGAAUAAAAAAUAUUUUAAAAAUACCAAAAAUACCAAAUAUGUUUUGAAUGUUUUGUGUUCUAGGUGUAACAGGGGUUCUCCAGAAAAUAAAAUGGUUAAACACUUUGAUGCUACUUUGAUCUCACAUUUGAGGACUUAGCAAGCUGAGAGUCUCUGAGAAAAAUAUUAUUUUUGGGUCUAGUUUCAUGAAAUUCUCCAUGUGAUGUGAAGUCAAAUGUGAGUGAUUAUUAUAUAAUCACUCACAUCACUCACAAAAUGUUAUAAUUUUUUACCUUGCAAAUAAGCCUUGAAUAUUUUACAAAUACGUGCAUUGUAAUGUUAGUUACAUGUCUGAUAAUCCUGUAGCCUUUGUCUACAUGGCACAUCUAUUUUGCAACAGCACGAGUCAUGCUUUCAACUUCCCUCUUCCCUGUGAGGAUUGCAACAAUAACUAAAUUCUGUGUGUCAAAUGUGUCCCAUUUGACCACUGAACAAAAGAGGAAUUGUAUACUACUUGAGUACGGGUUGAAAUGAAAAACAUUGUUUUUCAGGGCUUUGUUGUUUUCCUAUAUCAACUAAUUCUGCUUUCAAUUUUAUAGAAUGUAAAUAAAACAAUAUUGUUUUAUUAGAUAAAUUAUUGUUUUAAGUAGAAUUGCUUGAAUCAGUAUCAUCCUGUUGAUUUUUAUUGAUAGGCCAAUAGGUGGCAGUGUACCUAUUAACCAGUUAUUAAAAUGUUGAAACAU
Messenger RNA from Esox lucius (northern pike), 3349 nucleotides. RefSeq lists its product as uncharacterized. NCBI's taxonomy places the organism in Eukaryota, Metazoa, Chordata, Actinopteri, Esociformes, Esocidae. Gene Ontology annotation, biological process: G protein-coupled receptor signaling pathway; immune response. The coding region runs from base 110 to 1216 and encodes 368 amino acids. The record is from RefSeq and is a predicted model, not a curated record. Gene Ontology annotation, molecular function: G protein-coupled receptor activity. The transcript has a single exon. Gene Ontology annotation, cellular component: membrane.